Schizosaccharomyces osmophilus is the source of this 2046-nucleotide messenger RNA. It is a transcript of the gene mca1, whose product is annotated as DNA-binding transcription factor, zf-fungal binuclear cluster type Mca1. NCBI's taxonomy places the organism in Eukaryota, Fungi, Ascomycota, Schizosaccharomycetes, Schizosaccharomycetales, Schizosaccharomycetaceae. The record is from RefSeq and is a predicted model, not a curated record. Gene Ontology annotation, cellular component: nucleus. The transcript has a single exon. The coding region runs from base 1 to 2046 and encodes 681 amino acids. Gene Ontology annotation, molecular function: DNA binding; DNA-binding transcription factor activity, RNA polymerase II-specific; zinc ion binding. Gene Ontology annotation, biological process: DNA-templated transcription; regulation of DNA-templated transcription.
AUGAUUACUACAGUUGAAAAAGAACCUGUUCCUCGAAAACGAAGAGUGAUUAGUCAGGUUGCUCAAGCUUGCCUUCGAUGUCGGCAAAAGAAAGUUAAGUGUUCAGGUGAAAAGCCCGCCUGCCAAGCUUGUUUGAAUAAUAAUGUGGAAUGCGUCUGGCCUGAUCGACCCAACAUGAGAGGGAAGCGUUCGUCUCCAUCAUUCACAAAUCAUUUGUCCACAAAAGUUGGCAGCAUAACUGGCCAACAACAUACACACCCAGAAUUGGAUACUAUAAAUUUACAGAUACCAUCGUAUUUCCCUGUUCACUCAUUUUCUAACACGGUCUCUCCAUCGUCUGCUGAAUCGAUGGAAUUUCCUUUACCAAUCACAAGUUUAGAGGAUCAGCAAAAGCAGCUAAAAAUACCUUCCAACCGGAAAUUGUUACAGAUGUGGGAAAUCUUCCUGAAAACAUCGUAUACUGAACUUUACGGCAUAUUUAAUAAACCCAGCAUAACUUCCCAGAUAUCGAAAGGUACUGUUCACCCAUUAUUAGCUCUUUGCAUUUGCGCUCAUGCUGCCAGGUUUUCUCAAGAAGAAAUCAAUACUUUCAAGUCCCCUUCUGCUGCCUCCGAAUAUUAUGCAAAAAAUGCAUUCUCUUUGCUCUCGUUUCAACUUCAAGACAUUUCGUUAAUUAACAUAUCCGCAUUGCUAAUGCUUUGCCUGAUUGAACUGGGUGCUGGCCGAAGCCCUAAAGCAUGGCUACUGUUAGGAAUGGCUUUACGGAUGGCAGAUUCGUUGGAUUUGGGCAAUGAUUUUAGCGAAGACUCUUUCUCCAGCUUACCUGAUAUGUUUAAUUGGGCUGAAGGUGAGCAGCGGCGAAGAACAUAUUGGUCUUGUUUUAUGAUUGAGCGACUUCUCGCUACGGGGUUUAUGGCUCCUUCCAAACUUCGAACUAUUUCCCUCAAUCCUAACAAAACUUCAAUUCAGCUUCCUUGCCCUGAGGCUAACUUUUGCUUUUCUCAGCCGGUUGUAACAGAAUUUUUCGAUGGAUCCAUCCCUCAAAACACUUUUGAAGGCCAAUCUCCAAACGCUACUUCUACAAGUACAGCAAGCGACUUUUUGAGUUUUACAAUGGGCAGUCUUAUCCGUUUGUCCGAUAUAUGGAGUGAUAUUUCCCGAUGGGUGCUUCGUGGUGGAUAUUCGCAAGAUAUUGUGCCCCCUUGGAUGCCACAAUCUUUAUUUCAACAAAAGUUAGCGGUCUUAGAAAAUUGGUCAAAAAACCUUUCUCCCCGAUUGAGCUUGACGGACGAAAAUUACAGUAUAUAUAGUGCUCCUGGUGAUUGUUCUGGUGGUUGUUUUAUCUUUAUGCAUAUAUUGUUCCAUGUAACAAAUGUUUAUCUAUUAAGAAAUGCCUUAGACUUGUUUCCAACGAAUGUACAAAAAUCAGAUUUGUUUGCAUCUGUAUCCGAACGAUAUGGACAAGCUGUACCUACCUCUUGGAUAGAGACGAUUUUGACCCGUGUUAUAAAUUCUGCAAAUAUAAUAACGAGACUUUCAAUAGAACCUCUGAAUUAUGCGAUGACUCCGUUUUUUGGUUUUUCAGUUUUGACGGCUUCUACUAUCCAUAUGCUUAAUAAGUUUUGCAUACAAAAUGCCAAUAACGAAUUUCUUGAUGCGUUGCAGUUUAGUCGAAUCGAUUACUUAAUUUUACGUGAACGUUCUAAAUACUGGACUUUCAAUAAGGGAAUGCUGCAAACUUUUAAGAUGAUGUAUAACUACUACCGCUUCCACUAUGUUGAAAAGCAGCCGUUCGUCAAAUAUAGAAUUCCAGGGUUUCCUGCUUCCAUUCUGGAAUACGGGACAACAAUGGAAGAUUCAAAUUCCCCUUUAAACCGAGAAUUCCCGUUUUCAAGGAACUACUUAAUGUCUUCCAACGAAUUUGUAGACUUGAGAACUGAUUUAGACGGAGACAGUAGCAUUAGAAGUCAAGAUGUUUCUGCAGAUUUUGACACUGCUACGGAGAGUGAACUGUUUAUAACUCAUAACGACUUGCCAGUUGAAUAA